UUUCUCUGAAGAAGCAUCAUCAUGCCUGAACCAGCAAAGCCCGCGCCCAAGAAGGGCUCAAAGAAAGCCGUCACCAAGAGCGCCACCAAGAGCGGAAAGAAGCGCAAGAGGUCCAGGAAGGAGAGCUACGCCAUCUACGUGUACAAAGUCCUGAAGCAGGUUCAUCCCGACACCGGCAUUUCUUCAAAGGCGAUGGGCAUCAUGAACUCUUUCGUCAACGACAUCUUUGAGCGCAUCGCCGGUGAGUCUUCUCGUCUCGCUCACUACAACAAGCGCUCCACCAUCACCUCGAGAGAGAUCCAGACCGCCGUGCGUCUCCUGCUGCCCGGUGAACUCGCCAAACACGCCGUGUCUGAGGGAACAAAGGCCGUCACCAAAUACACGAGCUCCAAGUAAAGCCGAAAGUACCCAAUCUGAACCCAAAGGCUCUUUUAAGAGCCACCCACAGUUUCCAGAAAAGAGGUUUCGAUAUUGCAAUUCGAUGCACUUAACACGUAUUUUAAAUACAUUGUGAAGUUCAACAUUGUUUCUAUAAAUAACGAA
Molecule: messenger RNA, 543 nt
Organism: Misgurnus anguillicaudatus (oriental weatherfish)
Lineage: Eukaryota; Metazoa; Chordata; Actinopteri; Cypriniformes; Cobitidae
Product: histone H2B-like
Cellular component (GO): nucleosome
Molecular function (GO): protein heterodimerization activity; DNA binding; structural constituent of chromatin
Source: RefSeq, a predicted model, not a curated record